AUGGUAAUCAUUAAGCUCACGAUAUGAUCAUAUUUGGAGGGGCAUCUUCUGCAAAUGGGAUUUAUCCAAGCUUUCAUAUUAGGCCAUGAGGAUUGUAGCGAGCAAAGUGUUUUAGCUCAAUGAAUAGCAUGCUUUCAUCUCAUUGGUCUAGGAAUAGAGCUCACUGCCAGAUUUUUGCACCUAUCUGCUCAUUCAAUGCUUCAGAUUUACACUUGAAAUGAUUAA
Molecule: messenger RNA, 225 nt
Organism: Blepharisma stoltei
Lineage: Eukaryota; Ciliophora; Heterotrichea; Heterotrichida; Blepharismidae
Source: the annotation of a GenBank genome assembly